Budorcas taxicolor (takin) is the source of this 4843-nucleotide messenger RNA. RefSeq names its product mitogen-activated protein kinase kinase kinase 9 (gene MAP3K9). The record is from RefSeq and is a predicted model, not a curated record. The transcript has 12 exons. The coding region runs from base 1 to 3312 and encodes 1103 amino acids. Gene Ontology annotation, molecular function: ATP binding; JUN kinase kinase kinase activity; protein binding. Lineage: Eukaryota; Metazoa; Chordata; Mammalia; Artiodactyla; Bovidae. Gene Ontology annotation, biological process: protein phosphorylation.
AUGGAGCCCUCCAGAGCGCUUCUCGGCUGCCUGGCGAGCGCCGCCGCUGCCGCCCCGCCGGGGGAGGAUGGAGCCGGGGCUGGGGCCGAGGAGGAGGAAGAAGAGGAGGAGGAGGCGGUGGCGGCCCCCCGGGAGCUGGGCUGCGGCGCGCCGCUGCCCUACUGGACGGCAGUGUUCGAGUACGAGGCGGCGGGCGAGGACGAGCUGACCCUGCGGCUGGGCGACGUGGUGGAGGUGCUGUCCAAGGACUCGCAGGUGUCCGGCGACGAGGGCUGGUGGACCGGGCAGCUGAACCAGCGAGUGGGCAUCUUCCCGAGCAACUACGUGACCCCGCGCAGCGCUUUCUCCAGCCGCUGCCAGCCCGGCGGCGAGGACCCCAGUUGCUACCCGCCCAUUCAGUUGUUAGAGAUUGACUUUGCGGAGCUGACCUUGGAAGAGAUUAUCGGCAUCGGGGGCUUUGGGAAGGUCUAUCGUGCUUUCUGGAUAGGGGAUGAGGUCGCUGUAAAAGCAGCUCGCCAUGAUCCCGACGAGGACAUCAGCCAGACCAUAGAGAACGUCCGCCAGGAGGCCAAGCUCUUUGCCAUGCUGAAGCACCCCAACAUCAUUGCCCUUCGGGGGGUGUGUCUGAAGGAACCCAACCUCUGCUUGGUCAUGGAGUUUGCUCGUGGAGGGCCUUUGAAUAGAGUGUUAUCUGGGAAAAGGAUUCCCCCAGACAUCCUGGUGAACUGGGCUGUGCAGAUUGCCAGAGGGAUGAACUACUUACAUGAUGAGGCGAUUGUCCCCAUCAUCCACCGUGACCUUAAAUCCAGCAACAUACUGAUCCUCCAGAAGGUGGAGAAUGGAGACCUGAGCAACAAGGUUUUGAAGAUCACUGAUUUCGGCCUGGCUCGGGAAUGGCACCGAACCACCAAGAUGAGCGCAGCCGGGACGUAUGCCUGGAUGGCCCCUGAAGUCAUUCGUGCCUCCAUGUUUUCCAAAGGCAGCGAUGUGUGGAGCUACGGGGUGCUGCUUUGGGAGCUCCUGACUGGUGAGGUGCCCUUCCGGGGAAUCGAUGGCUUAGCAGUCGCUUAUGGAGUGGCCAUGAACAAGCUCGCCCUUCCCAUUCCUUCUACAUGCCCGGAACCUUUUGCCAAACUCAUGGAAGAUUGCUGGAAUCCUGACCCCCAUUCACGCCCAUCUUUCACGAGUAUCCUGGACCAGCUAACUACCAUAGAGGAGUCUGGUUUCUUUGAGAUGCCCAAGGACUCCUUCCACUGCCUGCAGGAUGACUGGAAGCACGAGAUUCAGGAGAUGUUUGACCAACUCAGGGCCAAAGAAAAGGAGCUACGCACCUGGGAAGAGGAGCUGACGCGGGCCGCGCUCCAGCAGAAGAACCAGGAGGAGCUGCUGCGGCGCCGGGAGCAGGAGCUCGCUGAGCGGGAGAUCGACAUUCUGGAACGAGAGCUCAACAUCAUCAUCCACCAGUUAUGCCAGGAGAAGCCCCGGGUCAAGAAGCGCAAGGGCAAGUUCAGGAAGAGCCGGCUGAAGCUCAAGGACGGAAAUCGCAUUAGCCUCCCUUCUGACUUCCAGCACAAGUUCACGGUACAGGCCUCGCCCACCAUGGAUAAAAGGAAGAGUCUGAUCAACAGCCGGUCCAGUCCUCCUGCGAGCCCCACCAUCAUCCCUCGCCUUCGUGCCAUCCAGUUGACACCAGGCGAAAGCAGCAAAACCUGGGGCCGGAGCUCUGUGAUCCCCAAGGAGGAGGGGGAGGAGGAGGAGAAGAGGGCCCCCAAGAAGAAGGGGCGGACAUGGGGGCCAAGUACACUUGGUCAGAAGGAAUUUGCCUCAGGAGACGAAGGAUCCCCUCAGAGACGGGAGAAAGCUAAUGGUUUAAGUACCCCAUCAGAUUCUCCACAUUUCCACUUGGGCCUCAAGUCCCUGGUAGAUGGAUACAAACAGUGGUCGUCCAGUGCCCCCAACCUGGGGAAGGGCCCAAGGAGUAGUCCAGCCCUGCCGGCGUUCACCAGCCUUAUGGAGAUGGAGGAUGAAGACAGCGAAGGCCCACGGAGUGGGGAGAGUCGUCUCCCGCCGUCACCCAGCCAGUCCUACCUCUGUAGCCCAUUCCCUCGCGGGGAAGAUGGGGAUGGCCCCCUCAGCGACGGCGGUCACGAGGAGCCCACCCCGGUCAACUCGGCCACCAGUACCCCUCAGCUGACGCCAACCAACAGCCUCAAGCGGGGCGGCCCCCACCACCGCCGCUGCGAGGUGGCUCUGCUCGGCUGCGGGGCCGUCCUCGCCGCCACGGGCCUCGGGUUUGACCUGCUGGAAGCUGGCAAGUGCCAGCUGCCGCCCCCGGAGGAGCCCGAGCCACCAGCCCGGGAGGAGAAGAAGAGGCGCGAGGGGCUCUUCCUGAGAGCCAGCCGGCCCCGCCGGAGCACCAGCCCCCCAUCCCGGAAGCUCUUCAAGAAGGAGGAGCCCGUGCUGUUGCUAGGAGACCCCUCCGCCUCGCUGACGCUGCUGUCUCUCUCCUCCAUCUCCGAGUGCAACUCCACCCGCUCCCUGCUGAGAUCUGACAGCGAUGAGAUCGUGGUGUACGAGAUGCCCGUCAGCCCCGUGGAGGCCCCGGCCCUGAGCCCCUGCACCCGCAACCCCCUGGUCAACGUCCGAGUGGAGCGCUUCAAACGAGACCCGAAGCAGUCCCUGACCCCCACCCACGUCACCCUCACGGCCCCCGCGCAGCCCAGCGCUCACCGGCGGACUCCUUCCGACGGGGCCCUCAAGCCGGCUGCCCCUCCAGCCAGCAGGAGCCCCUCAUCCAGCAAUGGACUGAGUCCCAGCCCUGGAGCAGGAAUGCUGAAAACCCCCAGCCCCAGCCGAGACCCAGGUGAAUUCCCCCGUCUCCCUGACCCGAAUGUGGUCUUUCCCCCGACCCCAAGGCGCUGGAACACCCAGCAGGACUCUACCUUGGAGAGACCCAAGACCCUGGAGUUUCUGCCUCGGCCACGUCCUUCGGCCAACCGGCAACGGCUGGACCCGUGGUGGUUUGUGUCCCCCAGCCACGCCCGUAGCGCCUCCCCGGCCAACAGCUCCAGCACAGAGACGCCCAGCAACCUGGACUCCUGCUUGGCCAGCAGCAGCAGCACCGUGGAGGAGCGGCCGGGCCUGCCAGCCCUGCUCCCCUUCCAGGCGGGGCCGCUGCCGCCCACCGAGCGGACGCUUCUAGACCUGGAUGCGGAGGGCCAGAGUCAGGACAGCACUGUGCCGCUGUGCAGAGCUGAACUGAACACACACAGGCCUGCCCCUUAUGAGAUCCAGCAAGAGUUCUGGUCUUAGCAUGCAAAGGGUUGAGGGCGGCAAGGGGGGACGCAGGAGGAGAUGGGGAGGGGAGCUGGCUGGCACAGCCCUUUCUCAGAAUUGGACCCCUCAGAGCCUCCCGCCCUACUUCUUGCACUGAUAAUGCACUUUGAAGAUGGAAGGGAUGGAAGCAGGGCCCCUUCAGAAGGCUUCUCACCCUGCAGGGCCCUUCUCCCCAGGUCCGCUGGAGGGGCUGUGGCCAUCAGCUCUGGCUGUGUUGGGGAGGGAGGGGUGCGUGCAUGUCCCCCACCCUCCACAGUCUUCCUCGCCUUCAGGGUGACUGCAGUCACUCAGCCGAAUCUGCCUGCUGCUCCCUCUCUUCAGCCCCCAGGGGGUGCCCUCCUGGGGUCCCUCUGUUAGCCCUGAGUUCAGCCUUCCGCACACACCCAGUAUUGGAUGUUCUCUGAUUGAUUUUGCUCCUCUUCCACGUGCUUUCCUGACACCCAUGAAUGAGAAUCUCGUUUGGUGUGAGAUGUGAGCUUUUCUGCGUCCUAAGCCCUAUGGUGCCGGCUAGAGAAUGGAAGACAGAGUGCCCCUGCGUUGGGCACAGGAAUUGAGGGAGCUGGGACCACCUGCUGCACUUCCAUGCACCCCCACUUCUUUAUUUGAGCCUCCCAGUGGUACGGGACCUGCCUCCGUGAGAACUGGAAAGAGGAGGGAAUUAGGAAAUACAGUUGAGUUGCAGUAAAGAGGGUAACAAAGUCUGUCUGUCCUCAUUCCUUUCAUAAACACUCAAAGAAGGGCAGAAACCAGCACGUGUUGACAGCACCCAUCUCCUGCUUGGGGGUCCAGAUGUGAUCAGACCCGGUUCUGAAUCAAAUAUGCACCCAUCCCAGGAAUUGCCUGGGGAGGCUCAAUCUCUGGUGUCAGUUCUGAAACCAGAGACAAAGUUCCUGUGUUUGGCCCUUUUGUCAUCUGAUCUGUAUGUGUCUUCCCUUGCCUUGAUCUGCCCUCCAGUCCCUGGAAUUAGUGGAUUUGAGGUUACAUGUUUGGUGGGGAGGUAUCUCUACCCUGCACCAGAAUAGCAUGUAGAAUUGGGUCCUAGACACUGGGAGUUGGAGCCAUGGGGCUUCCUGCUCGCCCGUUGUCAUUCUGCAAAGCCCUUAAAGUCAAACGAGCCCUUAGUAGUUCCUUGCGUGAAUGGAUGUGGUGGCUGACAAUACCUGUAAGGUGCCGUGUGAGCUCCUCAUGUACCCUCAUCUUCAAGUGCGAGUGUGGGAGACCGACCAGGGCUUUUUGUCUUCAUGCACAGGUAGCCCCCACUGUGGGACCCCCGACCAUGAGUUGGAUAGGAAGGAACAGAGGCCAAUCCUGGCUUUUCUGGAAUUCAUUUCUGUGGCUUGAAUGUUGAUCUUCUGGAGCUCUCUCACAUGAGUCUCCUCUCUUCCUCUUACCCUGAGGCUCCCGAGGCAGGUGUGAACAGUUGUCUUUGAGUGGGGAUAACGACAGGAGUAGAGUCCUUAGUUCACGCUCCUCCUGACCCAAGACUCUGUGUCACUCCCUCGUCGUU